GACAUGGGAUGGGAUAAUGUAAUGAGAAGCACGGCGACGACCACAACAACAACUGACACGGAUUGGUUCGUUUGUGGGUUCGACGCGGCUGUUGAGGCCCCGCAGCUUAACCCCUACCGUCCUGUAGCUAAGGCAGUUGAGGAGAAGGAAGAGGAGCGUGGGAGACACGCACCGGAGAUGGAGAGGGGAUUGCAUGCGGUGAAAGUAGAUGUGUGGGGAGUGGGUUAUAUGAUAAAGACGUGUGGAUUGAGUAAUGUGCCAAAGAUGUUGAGAGAACUUCAGGGGAAGUGCUUGGAACCGAACCAAGAGAACCGACCGACCGCAGCUGAUUGCUUUCACCACCUUCUCCAGGUUCAAUCUGCCAGUACAUCGUCAUAUUAG
Molecule: messenger RNA, 381 nt
Organism: Camelina sativa (false flax)
Lineage: Eukaryota; Viridiplantae; Streptophyta; Magnoliopsida; Brassicales; Brassicaceae
Source: RefSeq, a predicted model, not a curated record